AUGGCCUUCGACGGCUCGGGCAAAACCGACACAGUCCGGGAGAGAUAUUGCUCAAUGCUCAGAGAAAUUGCGGCGGUGGCCGGCCAAAUAGAGUUCACGAUUGGUGAGCACUAUCACCAUUACUCACCCAGCGUCCGUACUCUCGUUGAUGAGUUCCUGAGCUCAGCAUGGGGGCAAAUCAUCCACGUAUGCGAAAGACCGUUCGCUGUGAUAGAGUCAGGGCUUGAGGCAAACCACCAAGCAGUGCUCAACCAGCAGUUUCGGCAUGCCGGCGGAGCAAGUUCCCAGGUUUUCGCAGGCCUCAUCAAUCGCCCACCUGCCAAGGACGGGAAGAAGGCCAAAGCCAACGCUACUGUUAGGGAGAUCAUCGUCUUAGUAAGGAAAUGCAUUGAACGAGCGAAGCUGGCAUGCCGUACUUUGUUCUGGACGUUGACAAUUCCUGGAUCGGGCUGGGAUCCACUCACGCGCCAGCUGGAGGAAUCUCUGAACGCAUUCAACACUAUACCUACAGCCCCGAGCCGAGGAAUACUCAUCGAGAUAGCCCUUCGGAGGAGCAUGGGAAAGAACGUGCUAAACGCAAACAACAAAGUCGUGAAGAGGAUACCAAACCAAGUCGCAAAGCAAAACAUCGAAGCCUGGAAAACCUCAGAUCGUGUUUCACAAGAUCUCCGCCUCGUGUUCCACACAAAGCAGAACGGAGCACUAUUUGACGGACUGGAGCGCACCACCACCGAGCAAGCAGACGGCACCAUCAGUAUAACGUACGAUGGAAAAUUCAUCAAUUAUCAUUAUGCCGGCACACCCACGAUGCACUUCAUCUGCGCCCACAACUGGUACGUCCCUGAGAAUCUUGCCAACGCUGAUACGAUGCGAGAUUGGAUAGUCGGCUCAACGCGGCCCAAAUGUCGUUUGUUCGCCCAUGCCAACGAGAUUUACACAAUGUUAAGGGAGGAACAUCUGGGAACCGCGCAUAUGAACGCCGUGGGAAGCGCCCGUCGGCGACUCGAACCUAUUGAGACCGCAGUGGUCACAAGAUUCGAGGCAGACCACCGACGGGUGCACCAAAAAGAGGAUUUUCCACUGAUUCGUCCAGUUGUGAUAACGGACUUCCACGGCAACCCCUCCAAUAUGAGCCUGGUCGGACGCACUAAAGACUACGGCAUCAGUAUCUCUAGGAGUCUGAAGCCGACAUUGUGUUGUUUUGCAUGCCGAUGUAUUUAUGGCUAUAGAUCCUUGUUCACCCCAAUCGAUCAGGAGACACAGAAGCGGGAGUUCAUCAGCUUUGACUGGAAGGACCGCAUCAUCGAGCAUUGUUGUGCGGAAAGCGCAGCGUCGAUGCAGUGUGCUCUUUACAACACUGCACGUAACGGAAUGGCGCAUCAGUAG
Alternaria conjuncta is the source of this 1386-nucleotide messenger RNA. RefSeq lists its product as uncharacterized. Bases 1 to 1386 code for a protein of 461 amino acids. The transcript has a single exon. Lineage: Eukaryota; Fungi; Ascomycota; Dothideomycetes; Pleosporales; Pleosporaceae. The record is from RefSeq and is a predicted model, not a curated record.